Messenger RNA from Seminavis robusta, 1056 nucleotides. Lineage: Eukaryota; Bacillariophyta; Bacillariophyceae; Naviculales; Naviculaceae. The record is from the annotation of a GenBank genome assembly.
UAUUUGAACCACAGAAAGCAGCAAAGCUGGUUUUCCUGAAAAGAGUCAGAAGGGAAAACACCUCUCCAACCUCCACCAACUCACACCAAACUUUGUCUCCUCUGACACUCAAUCGUAAAACCCAACCUGAACAUGCUGGAAUCUUGCGCUUGUUGAGGGCAAUGCCAACUGCCAACUGCCAACACAUUGGAGAGCUUGACUCACUCAUAUCGAUCCUGUGUCAGUCAACUCCAGCGCAACUUUGGCACCUCUCACCUCCGCACCACAUUAGGUCAUAAUUAAAUUUUGGAAUUUCCUAUUUCGCUCCACGAAUCUAAAAAAAGAAUUAACAAAAUGAAGGUCAUCGCACUCUUUUUCGCCACCAUUGCUGCUGCCAGCGCCUUUGCUCCUUCUACUACCAUUCCAUUCCGGGAAUCAGCACCAUUGUUUGCCCAAGAGGAGGAAGCUGCAGUUACAGCUGUUUCUGCCAUGGAGGGACCAAGACCUCAGAUCCAGUUUGUCAAGGGUUUGGAAGAAAAGGCGAUCCCCAAAGUCAAGUUGACUCGUGCUCGUGAUGGAACUUCCGGAAUCGCAACAUUUUUGUUUGACAAUCCAAACGUUUUUGAUGCCAGUACAGCUUCACAAGGAGAAAUCACGGGUCUGUUUAUGUCUGAUGAAGAAGGAGAAAUCAGUACUACUGAUGUCAAUGCAAGCUUUUCCAAUGGCAAGCCCCAAUCAAUUGAAUCAGUUUAUGUGAUGACAAGCCCAGAACAGUGGGACCGAUUCAUGCGAUUCAUGGAACGAUAUGGUGAAGCCAAUGGUUUGGGACUUAGCAAGGCCUAAGAUUCGAAUGAUUUCAGCCAAGUUUACAGGCGCACAAUCAACACAUAGUCGACCAGAGCCCAUACAAGUUCCUACUCUGGUUCCGUGGGUUUGGAAAACCAAAAAAUGGGAAGGACAAGAUUGGUAGGGUUGGUCAAUGUGCCAAUUAGAUUGGGCAUUUGUGUGGAUGUCGAUGUUUCCUGUACUGGUACGACUGCGAAAUGCUUCUAAACUAGAUAUAUCCAUUAUGGACAC